This is a messenger RNA of Stereum hirsutum FP-91666 SS1, 1101 nucleotides long. RefSeq lists its product as uncharacterized. Bases 127 to 747 code for a protein of 206 amino acids. The transcript is spliced from 4 exons. NCBI's taxonomy places the organism in Eukaryota, Fungi, Basidiomycota, Agaricomycetes, Russulales, Stereaceae. The record is from RefSeq and is a predicted model, not a curated record.
ACGAAUCGCACGCCCCUUCUUCAGUGCUCUCAUCGCAAAGCGUCGUUCUCGCGAACUUCCGAGCCAUCGUCUUGUCGGCGUAUCAAACACCACCACUUCGGCUCUCUCUCUUGCUUUCGUAUCACCAUGCCUACUCACAAGCGCCACACUCGUGCUUCGACUCGUGUUGUCACUGACUUUGAAGCAAAGCUUCAUGAUCGUCUCCCCCAUCCUAAAAUUGUCAAAGGGUUCUCACCAGCAGAAUGCAGACGAGGUUUCUUUCAUCAGCGGAAAGGAUGCGGCAUGGUCUCUCGGCCGCAGGUGCAUCCGCCUUACCCGCACUUGGUGUCCGAGGUGAUAUUUGAGCCAGACUACGGAAGCCUUCCAGGAGUGCCUCUAGUUGAGGCCUUGUACGGACAAGGCCUAAAAUCCGUGAUGUUCGAGGGCAACCCACCGAAACCUGGAAACAUGCACUUCGAACUCUAUUGGCCAGGCUUAGACGAGGAUCUGGGUCACCCAGAAAUACUUCCUGGCGUCUACGAUCCAGUGGACACGUCACUAUGGGCGCGGCUCGCGUACUGGAUUGCUCUAUUGUAUCAAGAAUUCUUUGAGGGUGAGGGCAAGAUGGGCGAGACUCGUAACUCCCGCUUCCGGAUACAGAAUGCUCAGUGGCCGAAGGGCUACACUUUUGAGGAUAUACGGUUGGUCAGCAUCUACUCGCUCGAUGGCGUAUCAUGGUGGCCACAUCUUGGCCUGGCGAUGAAGUAGACUUGGCGAAUUGGAGGGCUUCCCGUUCAGCUCAGAGUCAGCGGCUUCUCGGAUUGCUUGAGGCGGUGUCUUUUCCGGGCUUACUGUUCUAGAGUGGCGCUCCUUUUGACUGUCUGAAUGUUCCAGCUCUGGUUGUGAUUUCUUUUCUCAUCGUCUCUUCGCUGGAUGUCGUUCCAUCAUCACGAUCUCACUGACGACCUCAAAAUGUACUCUUCGAUUUAAAUAUUUCUUCACUUUUCCUGUACUUUACCAUUCUCAUGGUUGAGAGGGCGGCGCCGCAGCCAUUGUAUCUUAAUGCAUGGAUUGAGAGUCUCCAUCAUCGACGUGGACCGUAGUGUUUUUGUCGUCAUCAUU